This is a messenger RNA of Cylindrotheca closterium, 913 nucleotides long. The record is from the annotation of a GenBank genome assembly. NCBI's taxonomy places the organism in Eukaryota, Bacillariophyta, Bacillariophyceae, Bacillariales, Bacillariaceae.
AUGACUAAACUCAAGGGAAGUAACAAGAACAUGGGUGUUCUUCGAAAAGACACUCACUACAAACCACAGCUCCGCAAUCAGACUCGUUGGACUGGCGUUUUCACAAUGAUGGAUAAUUUUCUGAGGAUGAGAAACCCAAUGAUCCUUGCUCUUACCAAUAAAGACACGGAUUUCCCCAUGGACCAAUCAGAGGACUUUGAGGCCAAAGCAAGAAAUAUCCGAAAAAUGCUCUUCAACAUCAACGAAGUGACUAAGCUGUUGCAGACCAGUAAGCAGCCUUUAAACUGGAGCCGCAGGUAUUUGGAUAGUCUCAUUAACCAAGCAAAUUCACUGAGAGAGGAGCCACAGAGUGAAUGGUACGGAAACCAAUUUGGGGAGGACUACAUUGGUCCCCAUUCCAUGAAAAUUCCCACAGAAUCCAAACACUUCAUUUCUGGGGUAAUCAAGAUCCAACGUGGCCAUGUUACCGAGAUGACAGAAGCCGAAAAGUCAGCCUGUAAGAAGAUGAAGACAGCUCCUGCUGCAGCAGGUGCUGAUGCUGACGACAAGGAAGAAGAUUUUCUAUCUCAGCUGAAACGGCUAAAAGAGCUGGAACGCUCCUCCUCCGCUGCAGCAGGGCGCAAAAGAUCUCACAUUCAGAUAUCAACAGCAGGAAAUCAAGCUGAUGAAUAUGUCAAUGCUAACUUUGUUCUUGGUUCCGCAGCAGAGGUAGAGCGACAAUGGUCCAUUGCAGGGAACCUUUUGGACCCAGGCCGGGCUAAAAUGUCUCCACAGCUUUUUGAGGCGAUCAUGAUGCUAAAAUACAAUGAACGCUUUUGGCUCAACAACACUUCUUUUGUUGGAGAAGCAAUGGACUUGGCAAGCAGUGCAAGGAAAGCCAAAAGGGCCCAGAAGAUUUUACAAAGUGCACAGG